AUGGCCUGCUGCUUGGGGCCUGUGCUGCUGCUGCUGCUGCUACUGCUUCUGGGGUCGCCGAGCUCCGCCGGACGGAACCGAUGCGUGGACGCAGCCGAGGCGUGCACGGCGGACGCGCGGUGCCAGUGGCUGCGCACGGAGUUCGUGGCUCGGUGUCUGGAUCGGGCCGGGCCCGGGGGCUGCCCCCGCGCCCGCUGCCGCCGCGCUCUGCGCCGUUUCUUCGCCCGCGGGCCACCCGCGCUCACCCAAGCGCUGCUCUUCUGCCCGUGCGCGGGCCCCGCGUGCGCCGAGCGCCGGCGCCAGACCUUCGUGCCCGCCUGCGCCUUCUCCGGGCCCGGCCCCGCCCCGCCCUCCUGCCUCGUGCCCUUAGACGCCUGCGAGCACAGCCNGCUGCGCAGGCCCCGCCUCCUGGCCUUCCAGGCCUCCUGCUCGCCCGCCCCCGGCGCCCCAGACGGCUGCUUGCCGGACCAGGCUCCCAGCUGUCUGCGCGCCUACGCAGGCCUCGUGGGCACCGCCGUCACCCCCAACUACGUGGACAACGCGAGCGCGCGUGUGGCACCCUGGUGCGACUGCGGAGCCAGCGGAAACCGGCGUGAGGAGUGUGAAGCCUUCCGGGGGCUCUUUACGAGGAACCGGUGUCUGGAUGGCGCUAUACAGGCCUUUGACAGCUGGUGGCCCCCAAUCCUGCAGGACCAGUUGGACUCCCUCCAGGACCCUGGACACAGCCUCCUACAGGUGUCCUCGGCAGACAGGCCCCUGGAGGGGAGCUCCCUGCUCUCCAUGCUCCCUGUCCUGGCUCUCCAGCCCCUGCUGUGACUAGGACAGCAGACCUCGGACAACACAGCCAACUGUCCCACGCUGCCUGGAGUAC
Ceratotherium simum simum (southern white rhinoceros) is the source of this 871-nucleotide messenger RNA. The record is from RefSeq and is a predicted model, not a curated record. NCBI's taxonomy places the organism in Eukaryota, Metazoa, Chordata, Mammalia, Perissodactyla, Rhinocerotidae.